UGCUAUGGAUAACAGCAUCCAUUCUCGUUGAGAAAAAAGAACGAACUCCGGCACCGUGAUGCUCGCCCAUACGCACCUCCCUCCUCCGCUUCCACAUCCCGCCCCAGCCCCGCCUGCUCGCCGCUCCGGCGGCGGCGGCGGUGUGGAGUUCCGCCGCAAGAUCCAAUUCCUCUCGGCGGAACUCCACCUGGACCCAUUCCCGCUCCUCGCCCUUCACCCCGAGCUCCGCUCCGCGCCGCUCCCGCUUCUCCAGGCCUCCCUACGCCUCCUCCUCUCACACGGACUCUCCUCCGGCGACGCCUCCCGCGUCUUCGCAGCCUUCCCGUCGCUCCUCACCUCCCCUCCCGAGGAGUCCCUCCGAUUCCUCUCCGCCGCCGCGCCGCUGCCCCCUCCUCUCCUCCGUGCCGCCGUGUCCCGCUCCCCUCGCCUGCUCGCCGCGUCCAUCCCGGACACCCUCCGCCCCGCGCUUCACUUCCUUCGCCACCGCGUCUCCCUGCGCCGGAGACCCCUCCCGGUCGCCGCCGCCCUGCUCCUCGCCUUCUCUGUCGACCGUACCCUCCUCCCCAAGCUCCUCUUCCUUGGCGACGCGACGGGGCUCCCCGACCCCGCCAUCUGUGCCAUCAUUCGCCGCGCCCCCGCCAUCCUCUCCUGUGGUAUUGAAACUAACCUCACACCCAAGCUCCAGUUCCUUGCCGACGGCAUGGGCAAGGACCCAGCCACCGAGCUCACCGACUUCCCACACUACUUUGCGUUCAGCUUAGAGGGGAGGAUUAAGCCGAGGCACGAAGCGCUGAGGUUGAGGGGCAUUGAGAUGUCACUAAAGGACAUGCUCACGAGCAGCGAUGAUGAGUUCAAGGAGCGGCUCCUCGAUGCGGCACUCGCCGGCAAUAAGGAUAUGAUAUGAGCCUGCACUUCGGCCAGUAUUAAAGCCCAAGGGAAAGUCUGAUAUGAAGUUCACAAGGAGCAAGGCAUGAAGUUAUAGUUUGACAAGAUCCCUUAAUGGAUGAUCAUUUUAUAUAGUCACUGCUAGAGUCAAGGAAGAGUUGAGACUUGAGUAUGAAUUGAAAAGGAUGCUGGUGCUAAGGUGAUGAUUACUUUCAAUCUACUAUUCUUGUGAGAAGGAUGGAUCUGAUGCAUGAGCUGUUUGAGAACGCAAAAGUUUUGGUUUGAUGGUGGAGCUGUGGGACCUAUGUUUAUCCAUCAAUGUGGAUCCUUUCAUCUGUUUCAUAUCUCACAGGUAAACCGCCCUUCUUCAUUUCAUCCACCCAUAUGCCCAUGGCUACAUCUUCUAGUUUGAACAUCUGCAAGAAUGGAUGAUGUAGAUAACAUGUUAUUUAGUCUUCUAACAUGUCUUCUGGUAGUAGAGAAGAUAAAAUAAUAAGAGGCUAGACACUUAGGUAUACAGUAGAAAUCAUUUGCUAUGCGGCAGCAGGCAGGACUAGUUUUGGUACUUCAUGUGACUCUUUAGCUGAGAUUUUAGUUAAACAGCUAAACUGUAAUUUAGGCAGCUUGACUGCAUUUAUACUUUUGAAUAGCUCGUGUAAGCUUAAUGCCUAGUAAGUUAAUAUUUCUGUUUAAUACAGAUAUUGUAGCUUAUUUUUGCUAAAUCCUCCAGGUUAUUGGCUUGGCAGGUCAGCUAGUUUUCAUUUAGCAUGUAGUUACGUGUGCGCCUAAAUAGCAAUACCUUUAGAGAACUUGUUUUAUACCAAAUGUUGAUUGUCUUUGCAAUGUCUACUGAGACGACGUAUCCUGGUCCAUGAGCCCAUGGUGGGUAUUUUUCUCCAGGCCAUUCCUGCAGAACAAGAACACAUGAGAAGUCCUAGUACUCCCUGUUUCCUGAUGAUAUAGAGGGAUGAACUAGUACUUUAAUGUUAAGGGGUAGGGAACCCUUUCAUGGAGGCAUUACCUCUGAGCUUAUGUACCAUUUGCUUUCACGAUUUCUGUGAGGAGCUGAGUCUGCAUUGAUGCGACCAUAAAGCAAACCUUUACUGACAUUCAGCUGUUGUACUGAGGAGUGGAUUGCAUCUACCCGAACAAAAGCAUCGUCAUCUGUUUUCAUCAGAUACUUGGCUGAUACAGCACUGGUCUGUUCAAUUAAAGGGAUCAAAUAAAUCACUAUUAAGCACACAGAUAGAAAGAAAUGAAGAAGCAUAAAUUAAUGGUGAACAUCAAUAUGUACCCCAUAGAUGCAUAUUGCCAGUGUUUUCCAUGUAAUCAAGCUGUAGUAAUCAACAAAGGGCAACACCUGAAUGUCACCAUAUGUGUGUGCCUCAUUCCAGAGUUCCUUAUUUACCAUCAGGCCAACGAAAAACCG
Messenger RNA from Brachypodium distachyon (stiff brome), 2314 nucleotides. RefSeq names its product transcription termination factor MTEF1, chloroplastic. Bases 59 to 904 code for a protein of 281 amino acids. Lineage: Eukaryota; Viridiplantae; Streptophyta; Magnoliopsida; Poales; Poaceae. The transcript is spliced from 4 exons. The record is from RefSeq and is a predicted model, not a curated record. Gene Ontology annotation, molecular function: double-stranded DNA binding. Gene Ontology annotation, biological process: regulation of DNA-templated transcription.